Molecule: messenger RNA, 3742 nt
Organism: Melopsittacus undulatus (budgerigar)
Lineage: Eukaryota; Metazoa; Chordata; Aves; Psittaciformes; Psittaculidae
Gene: WDR53
Product: WD repeat domain 53
Exons: 2
Coding region: 1048-2100 (350 amino acids)
Molecular function (GO): protein binding
Source: RefSeq, a predicted model, not a curated record
AAAUAAAUAUUGUAUUGCCUAGCAGUGCAAUAGAACAGUUGAUAUCGAGGCAGUGCUGUGAUCGCCAAAGCUGCUGCAGGGGCUGUCCCGCAAAACUGUCCUGGUAUUAGCUGUCCUCCUCCACUCCACAGCUUGUUUUACUUUUGUGUUCUUUGGGAUUUUUCCCCCAGUUUUCUGCUGAUUCGGUCUCCUGAACAGCCCUGUCACAUGGGGUGCUGUGUGUGGUUGUGCCCAGGAAAGGACCCUGCCUGGUAAACUCGAUGGGUGCGCUUUGAGACACAGUUAAAUGUGUUGAAAACCGGUUCACUACCUGCCUCAAACCAGUAAUGCUUUUUUAAAACGAUGACAUUGUUGAGCUGUUUAUGCUUUGGUGUUUACCAGUCACAAGAAAAUUACCUUCAGUUUGGGAAUACAGAGUACACGACUUAAUUUAUAUUCACACAAAUGCGUGCUUUAAACUAUAAUUAAGGCAGUUACUUUAUCCCACUCGCACCAGUAUGGAUUUCUUUUUCCACGUAUUGUGAGGCUGCUUUACAAACCGAUGUUAGGUACUGACUACCCAGCACCUCCACAGCUGGGUGAAAGACAGAUGUCUGCAUGUGCUCUCACCCAGGCUGGAGCAAUGUGACUCCUCUGCAGACUGACUUUACCUGUUUGCGGUCUUCCCCAUGCUCCUUUCCGGUACCUCCCAUUAGGAACUGUGCUGCCUGUUUUGUUAGGUGUGCUAUGUCCCUAUGUGCUGAGGAAGCACCUUUCACCUAGGCAGCCAUGUCAGGGCAGAUCUACUCCCUGUGCUGCACGGGUACAUGUGCUAGCACCACUGUCAUUCCAAGCUGGUAUUCCUGAUGUUGGUGCUGUUUAAGCAACACUUGGGUACUGAUCGUAAAGAUGCCUGUUUUAAUUGGACACUAGAGUUUCAAAUAGUUUACAUUAUAGUCCAUAGGAUGAUCUUGUUGCUUUGAUAAACUUUCUCCUGUAAUGAGGCAAACACCAUCUGAAUUCAGGUUUUUUUUUGUAUGUUUGUUGUUUCAGAGGUGUCCCUGAAACAUGGCAGUCAAAUGGAUUGGUGGACAUUCAUCUUCUAUAUUGUGCUUGAAUGUAAACUCAGAAGGCCUGGUGGCUUCAGGUGCAGAGAGAGGCGAGCUCACGUUCUGGGAUGGGGGAGGCACUCUGGCAGGACAGCUCCAGCUACCGGAGGCAGAUGACGUGACCUCCGUGGUUUUCUCUCCCUGCUGUCCCACCAGGCUGUACACUUCCCAUGGAGAAACUAUCAGUUUGCUGGAUGUCCGAUCCCUCAAGGAGCCCGUUGAACACUUCCAUGUGAAUGAGGAGGAGAUCAACUGCCUCUCAGUGAAUGAGACUGACAGUUUCUUGGCUGCAGCAGAUGACUCAGGGGCAAUAAAAGUUAUCGACUUGGGAAACAAAAAAGUCACCCGGUCCUUGAGACACUCAAACAUCUGUUCCUCUGUUGCCUUUCGACCUCAGAGGCCUCAAAGCCUUGUUUCCUGUGGACUGGACAUGCAGGUUAUGCUGUGGAACCUGCAGAAAGCUCGCCCCUUGUGGACCACAAACCUGCAGGAGUGUGAAGUGCAGGAGAACAGUCCACAGUCAGCUGGCCAGUUCUUCAACCCGCCGCUUGCACAUUCCCUGUCUGUUGCAUCCUGCGGCAACCUCUUUGGCUGUGGAGCUCAAGACGGUAAAGUCAGAAUAUUUAGAGUCACCGGUGUCAAGUUUGAACGUGAGCUGGAGUUUCAGGGUCACAGCUUGGGAGUAUCACAGGUCCUCUUUAUGCCAGGAGCAUAUUGGUUGCUGAGUGGAGGAAAUGACGGGAAAGUCUUGCUCUGGGAUGUGAACAGUGACAUUGGAAAGCAGCUGAAAAGUCCAGCAAAAUCACCACAGAGGAGGAAGGCUUCCACCAGAAAAGAUGGGAAGCUCAACAAAGUGGCUUCAAAUGAACAUACUAGAGUUUUACCAAAGGUAACCAUUGAGCACGGAGAGAAAGUGAACUGGAUCGCUUGUGCAGAGAUCAAAGGGUCCAAAAGGGUAUUAGUUGCUGAUCAGAGUAGUUCUGUAUCUGUGUAUCCACUGGCAGAACACUAGACUGAGAUGUUUAAAGAAAUUUCAGGGGCAAAACCACUUCUCAAGAGUGCUUGAAAGGAGUCCAGUUACACAUGCUGACAGUGCACUGAACGGUGAAACCUGCCACAUCCUUCAGAAGGGGGAGGGAUUUGCUGUGUACUCACGCAAGUACUUGGAACUGGCUUCAUACAAUGUUUUACAGCAACUGUUGGUAUUCACUGCAGCUGUUUUUUACAGGGUUGGCAGUUUUCUCCUUGAAUUUAGGUAAAACGGGUUUCAGUAUAUUUAGGGGUAAUAUUAGUUUAUGACUAAGCUGACAUAAUUAACAUUGGAGGAAUAAAUUCAAACUAAUGGGGAUGCCCACAAUGCUGAGCAGUAACAAAGAUGCCACUGACUGAGCCACUUGCACUUUGAACUAUUGCAAUGCUUUACAUUACUCUCCCCUGCUGAACUGUGUCAUAGCUUAAGUGGAAAUACAUUUUUCAUUGGUCAGCAGCUGCGUAUAAAACUAAAGAAGCAUCAUCAAUGAGUAAUCCAUUUAGUUUAACUGUCAUUGGCAAUUGUUUUUUUUUUCACACUGCAGUAAACGAAGGAGCAGGGGAAACGUUAACAUCUGUUUAAAGGGUCAGCUCUCAUGCAUUUAGUUGUCUAUCCCAGGGAAGAAUAACUAUUACACUGGUCUUAAUAAAUGCUUUCUCUCUCACUGCUCUCUUGUGCUUAUACUCACUGUAAUAUUGCCAGACUUACACACAAUUGUGUCAAGAUGUGUUGUAUACCCCAUCACAGGGGGAACAUAAAAGGCCAAAGGCAUGGCUCCCCUUUACCCAAAUACUUUCACUGUCUUACCAAAGCUUUAGAAACACAACGAGCAGAAAUUGGUUUGCUAGAAAUACCUCUCAAUUUGCAGGAAGCAGGUGGGGAGAAUGUACUAAGUAGGAACAUGGCAGCUUUUCAAGUGUUCAGUUCAUGCUGGAUUUCCCAUGGAAGGGGAAAAUAACUAAAAAAAGUGCUUUUUUUCUUCCUUGGGUUGUCUUUAACCUUUCUCAAAACAGAAUGCCUGGUACUAGCUAGAGACCUGCUUCACUGCUGUGGGCUUUGGGCUGUCUUGUUUCACCAGGUGUGCUGUUACCAAAUGCACAUUAUCUAUCUGCUUUUUUACUUUCUCUGGAUGGAAAAAUUUCCAGCUCUUUUUUUGCUCCUGAAAGUCUUUAGCCACUUGUGUUGGCUGUCCUUCCUGUAUGGAAGAGCUUCCAACCAUCUUGGUUUUGCUCAAAGCUGCUCCCUGCAACCCAACACAACUCACUCUCAUCCAAAUCUGAUUUUACCAUCAUAGCGUUCAAAAAACAACAAGAAAAAGGGGCAAUCUGUUUGUGCAGACUUUAACAGCAGGAGAAUUUGGCCCAAGACAUGAACUGUGGGUGAGUGCUACAGCAAAAUGAAGCCAAAACACAGCAAAAUGAAGCCAAAACACAGCAAAAAAGCCAAAUAGUGUAGUUAGCCCUCAUUUCAGAAUUCAUUUAUGUAUGAAGACAGACAGGACCAGUGGGUCAGAGGAAGUGGUCCGGAUGCUAGUUCAGUAUGUGAUAUGUUUAUGAGCAUGUGUCUGUGCAUCUAUGACCUAUAUUUGGAUAUACAGUCUAUAAAAAGCUUUGGUACAAACAAC